CGAAAAUGUUAUCCGAGGCUUCGUUAAGGAGAUAUUAAUCGCGGCCACUCCAACGGUAUACUCGUGCUCUGAUUGGUCGGGGCUUUUCCGGUAAUAUCUCCUUAACGAAGCCUCGGACAACAUUUUCGCUAAGGAAAAAGUUGUUUCAAAUAACCCUCCGAACCACCACUUUCAAGAACUUCCAACAUUUUUGGGACACUCUGUAUUAAGGCCACUAGACGAGCCUGGAGACGUUCUUAUAUCAAGGUGGGGUAGCGAAUUUUUCUCGAGAUUUCUAUUUUUAGAGUCCCUAAUUAGACGUACUGAGAUUUUUCAUCCGACGCACUUCUGACAUUUUUCGACAAUUUUGAAAACUUCAAUUUUAACGUCCUUACAGGCUUACGUCCUUACUUACGGAACACCAUGAUCUACAGGUUGAGUACAAAGCAAAGAAACAUCGAAAAUACCAGGGAACUCUAUAGCCGAGCCCCGUUGUGUUUGUCUAUAGCUCGCAAUUAGGCUUACCGCUUCGACGUUCAGUUUAUCGUCGGAAUCGUAAUAGGGAACGAUACAGAUCUUCGAUUCCCGCGUGACACGCUAUCAUUUUCCACUCGUCGAUGAAGACAACGUGCAAUUACAAUUCCAGAACCUUGAAACUCGUCGAGUUAAAUCGAAGUAUAACGUCCUUGCUGCUAGAGCCUAAUGGCGAAACUUAAAUGGCGGAUUCCCGAGAUUGAACGUAAUCAAAUUGUUAAACUUUUUCUCUCUGCUUUGUCAACUUGGGUCGAAACGAUACAGGGAGGCGAGAUUAUGCGUCGAGUAGGAAGUUCUGACGAUUUGUCGGCGAUUUGGAGAGGAAUAGGGUGUUAGGUUAGAUUAGGCCAGUUUAGGGGCCAACAAUCAACUGGAAAAUGCAAUAAUUGGAAGCAGACGUAUUAUUUAAUUAAUGGAAAUGUUUACGAGCGAAUUUAACGUGUUUAUAUCAUACGUAUAUAAUUGGAAAUGAAAAUACAAGGGAAUAGUGCAAAGUAUUUAUUAUAUUUGAAACAUGAAGAUUUCAAGUUCGACCCGAAAUAUUUGCAUAAAUAAAAUAGAAGAAGAUACAAAUUCGAGACUUCUCAAAUAUUCAAAGAAAACGUUUCUUAUAAAAUACACAAAAGAAAAUGUAACAGACUACCUGUUUUCGAUCACCGUAUUUUUAAAGCGGAGACUGGCCUAACUUAUCUAACUAUAGACGUUAUAUAGAUCGUUACGGCGCGAGCAGUUCCGAUGAACGAGCAUAAUGUCGGAUAAAAGUUUACGCGCGCUGGUGAUUGGUUAGACGCGGGAAAGUCAGGUUAAGACCCACUUUGGAACUUUCUGCUGGACAGAGAGCGACUUUGACACCUCGUGCGACAAGGAAUAAAUCAUUCGGGAAUCCCCGGUAACGAAACUAUCCCUUUUGAGCACGCGGAGCCACUUAAUCGACACCUCUAACAAAGAAAAGACGAGUAACUAGAGUGUGCGGAGAUACACCGACCCCUUAAAACAGUCAUUAACACCGUUGCAAUUCCUCUGACUGAUGACCCUAACAACCCCCAUCUAUCCUACGAAACGAUCGACCCCCUUCCCCUUGAAACGCGACGAAUUUCCAUCGCGAGUGACCGUAGGUCAAUGAUAAGAUGGUUUAAAGGAAGAUUCGCGGCAUUAGCCGGCUCCCUGUCGCUAGAUAUAUAAAGUACCGUCUAGGAAUUCAGCUCUUCGUAAUUAAAUUGAUUAUAGUUCCCCGUAAGAUGGCGGAUUAGCGUCGAGAAAUCUACUAUUUUUAACGAAAAUAGAAACUGCAUGGAAACGAUAUCAAAUGGGGAAGGCUCAUUGGCAUAUAAAGACUCAACAAGGAGAAAUAAAUUUCGUAAAUUCAUAAACUUUAUAAACUUCAUAAAUUACAAAAUAUAUGAUUUUGAAGCUUGUACAAUUUCUGUAUCAGUAUCCGAAUAUUAUAUUUGAUUAGCUUUGAUAAUCAACGCGACUAUCGUAAAAUAUCCUAAAUAAAUUCUCACCGUUCAUCGAUCUUGGUAUUCUCUCCGGUUCGAAUCGCGCGCGCUCCUGUCCAAGAUGGCGCCCUGACGGUACUCUGUGCAUCUAGCGGCACCGGGGUUCCCCCCGGGGCGCUGCAACGCCACCUCAUCGGACCCCUCGUCAAACCUCGAUUACUUUAGGCCCUUUCCCCGUUCGUGACAAACGCUUCGGUGAACGAAUCGCUACGCAAACGGUCUAAAGAGAGAAAAAUACGUACGUAGUCGCGGACUGUGAGGGACACACACACGUUAGGGAAGCUUUCGUGAUCGUCGAGCACCACCACCACCGCCGCCGCUGCUUGUGUCCACGCGAGAAAGCGAUAACCGACACCGUGACACGUUAACACGCACGGUGAUUAAUUGGGACCCGGUGCGAUUCGUCAUUUGUCAGUCAUGAAUCUUAUGUUCCGCAAGAACUUCGGCGGCGAGAAGGGCUUCGGUGGUGGUGGAGGAGGAGUAGGAGGCGGCGGGGGAUUGGAGGGCCGCACGGCCCUCGGUGGCACGUCGGGCACCUUGGGCUACGGGGGCCCGCGUUUCGGCGUGGUGCGUGGCGCCAAUCAGGCGGCCGUGGGCGCACGCGGACCAAUCAGACGCAGCAGGGAGUUUGGCUAUUUCCCGUCGAUGGCGGAUCACGACCACCAGGGAUACGGAUAUAGGACUCACCUGUUCCUUUCGCCACCGUCAGGCGGCGCCCUUGGGUCCCCGCCGGACGAACCGACCGAACGACUGGGCCCACCGCCUAGGAGGAACUCGGGCCCGCAUGUGAUCAAGUGGGGCGGUGGUGGGGGUAGCGCCACCGCGCAGGGAUCGGCGGCUGCCGGCCAGGCGAGGAGGAAGGCUCAGAACCCGCUGCAGAAGGACCCUUCCGAACCACCUACACCGACUGCCUCCAGACAGGUUUCCUUUAGCGGCAACCGAGCAUCCGGCGCGUACACGCCGCUGGUGGUUUCCGGGAACAGCCCGCCACGCGGUGAACCAAUCUCCUUGGCCACGUUGGACAGGGACUGUUUCAUCAUCCCCCUCGCGUCUGUUGAACGCUUUCUGCCAGCGGGAGUUCCGCUUUAUUCCGACUCGUUCCAGCACGCCCCAAUCGCAGACAAAAAACGACCAGGGAGUCCUCUGUCGAUCCUGGAAGUCGAGGACCCUAAACAAUGUGUUCUGGCUCAUUUCAUGACGUCCCUGGAGCCGUUGGAUCCAUUAGUCGAGACUCCAGUUUCCCGUCCGUUGGUUCUCCAACGGGACACUGCGGCCGAAUUGGUCGCCGAAAUAGCGCCCUCCGCCUCCCAGAGUAUUCUGCUCACGAACAUGGAGAAAAAUGCGGAUUUUCCAUUUAUCACGUACUACCUAAUCAACAAGCAGAACACGGAUCCCGUAGACUUUUAUAACGAAGUCCAGUGCGCCGCUCUGAGGAAGUUCGAUCCUCGAGAUCUGCGAUACGCAGCCAGCCACACGUUGGACCUGUUCAACGAGGUGGCGACCAUUGCGAGGCCGCCGUUGGAACCACCUGGUGUCAGACCACCGAUUCCGUCCACCGGCUACAUCGUCUCCAUUUUUAAGGUGUUCGAAGGCGACGACGGCCUCAAGUUCGAACAGAACUGGCUCUACUGGACAGGUGCCCGUAUGAUGUACCGAUACUUACCGAAGUCGGUUGGCCUAAGACGUAUUACGCUGCACAAAUCAAUGUCACAGGGCGACAAGAUGUACCUACUGAUCUGCGAGUGCUCGCAGCUGCAAGACAAUCUCUCCGCGGCGGCCAUAUUGUUGCCAGCGUUGCGCGCCCGACUGUGCGGUUACACGGGACUCUACAGACCUUCCGUGUGUUUCUGAUUCGUCAAGAAACGUCGACGACGUGCCACCGACAGGGCCACCCUGUGAACUUCGCAUCGAAGAACGAUAUUCGAGCAUCGAAUUUCGAAUUUCGCGAUGAGACGCCCGUUCGUGUGGCGCGCGCAGCGACUGCGCGGCCGUCGACUGAUCUAGUCGCAUUAAUCCAGUCUAGUGGUUCUUAAGCACUACUUUGGUCUCUGUUUUUUUUUAUUAUGUUUCGUUGAUGGUCUAAACAACGUACAGACAAAAUGUUUGAGAUAACUUUGUUAAUUUUUAGGAAAUUACUGAAUUUAUGUUCCUAAGUGUCCGGGACGCUUAUAUCGCGAAGCUUUAGUGUUUAAGAACCACUGCACUAGUAACCGAGAAUCUGUGGUACGUCCCAUGAGACAUUAAAGCGGAUGUAAAGAAGCAUUCGUCGCGUGAUAUAUUUAUUCGUUUUCUUCUGUCAUCGCGAGAAAUAUAAAAUUGUAAAAUGUUACAGUGCUACUUAAAGAACUUGCAUGUAUUCAGAGAAUAUUCCGUUGGCGUAAGUCCCCUGCCACAGUCGCGUGGAUUUCAUUUGCAUCCACUGUAUCGUCUCAUGGAAACAAAGGUUGUUGCAUGGCAAUCUAAAGGGUCGUUUCGAGGACUCGUAAAACCAAUCCGCGAUAUUGGUAGCGCGCCAAUCCGUGCGAUACGAUCAUCUCGUUUCCGGUUUUAUAAAGUCACUUAUUUUCUUACAUCAUCGCGUGGCUCGGGUAUUAUGACGCGCUGCUUACGACUUUAUUAGAGCUGUAUCGUCGUCGUAAUCGUACGAAUUUUGCAAUAUCAAGAAACGAGAGAGCCAGAGAGAGAGAGAGCCCCCUCCCCCCCAGCCAUGGGGAAUCGGAGACCAAAGAUCUCCGUCGAAUAAACGAAUCGUAAUGGCGACACUUUCGUAUACGCUUUAGGGAAAUCUCAACGAGAAUCUUGUACGCUUACGGGUUUGCAUACCCGUUUAGUUACGCCUCUGGCCAGUUUGUAUUUUUCGACUUUACAUACUUCAUCCGACGUUCAGCGAAACGUUAUUGUAUAUCGUGCCCACUCGAUAUCAAUGGGGGGCCAUCUGCAUGUACAUACACACACCGCGUGACGACUUUUACUACUAUCGACGACUUAUCGACAGGGGUGGGCAACAUUUUUAUCUGGAUAUCUACGUCAGAUAACGAGUAAGCGAUAUUCGAAUAAGGAUAUUUGUUAAUCGACUGAGAAUGUUGGCCACGUCUGGUUAUCGAUCGAAUCGCUGACUACAUAUCAUAUACUCGAUAAACUGUGAUAUUCGAACGAUUGCCGUAUAUAUCACAAGGACGAAGAGAACGCGUUCGCGAGUACUUCUCGACACCACUUCUUUGAAAUGCUGCUCUUCGAAAUCAAUUAGGCGAGACCGGGAACUCGACGGUAGAGGCUACUGUAACGUAAUUUCCAAAUCUUUUAUCAAUUACAUUCACACGUUUGAUAAUUACAUAUCCUUGCCUGGGAUUAUCGAAGCACGAGGAUUUCGACUUACGAAGAAUAGAUAUCACGGAUGAAUUAUGACUUUGAAAUUCAAACGGCGACUCGGUUAUGUUCGUUAUCGAAAGAUACAAAAUGAAAAAUGAAAUGAAUCAACGGAAUCGCUAUUUAAAUUUCAAAUUUGCAUUCCAUUCGUCACCACGAGGAUUAGGUCUCCCAACUUUUGAGGAGAUGCAGGGACAGUGACAAGUAGAUCUAUUGGGAAAUACGCGGGGAAAGCUUAAUCAAAUCUUUCUUAGGUGCCCGUAGAAGUUUUUAGAACGAGGACGAGUAGCGUGAAUUGGCAUCGUAGUACAAAAACUACACGAAAAUAUAAAAUAAAAAACGUAUAGUCAAUAUACGCUUGUUGCAUACAGACAAUAGCUAGAACGAUUGCGCAGGCGCGAUCGGUUAGAUUUUUAAGGACCCAGACACGGCGUAUACUUGUAAUACGUCCCUCCGUACUCGCUGAAACAAAAUGUGGAACAAGUUGCUCUAUACAUAUAAGGCGACGACGAAUAAAAAAAAAAUAAAUACAAAUAAAUAAAUAAAUAAAUAAAUAAAUAAAU
Messenger RNA from Hylaeus volcanicus, 5941 nucleotides. RefSeq lists its product as uncharacterized. Bases 2430 to 3863 code for a protein of 477 amino acids. NCBI's taxonomy places the organism in Eukaryota, Metazoa, Arthropoda, Insecta, Hymenoptera, Colletidae. The transcript has 5 exons. The record is from RefSeq and is a predicted model, not a curated record.